UUCUGUCUUCCCAUCGUGUUUUUCGUCGUAAAAUGGCACCACGUGAAAAUGUUGUGAAAUGCGCGGCUUGCAAAGCUUUCUGGGUUUUACGCCUGGUCGAUUCUGUCUUUCGCAAAAAAAUGGCGGGCAGCAGCAAAAAUGUUAGCGAAAAGUUCCUUUCUCCUGCAUAUUUUCAGGUCACACGUCCUAAAAUCCCUUCAAAGAAAACGGAUUCGGCUGCAACGAAGCUUUUACCCCCAUCUGAAUAUAAUGUAGUGAAAGAUCAAGGUGAUGAGAGUGCCAGAGCUUUGGCUGAAAUCAACAAGUUGCAGAAUGAAAACAAACAACUUCGACAGCAACUGGAGCGGUCGAAAGAGGAAGAACUGCGUCUCGAGGGCGAGAUUCGAAAGACCAGGCUUAUGGUGCAGAAAGGCCGAGUCGAUGACGCACUGGAUCUGAAACGAAUGGCCGAACUUCAAGAGGAAAAUCUUUCGCUGCAAUCGGAGGUUAGAAAGCUCGGAGGUUUAACCGCUAAACUCAAAACAGAGCUUAAAGAGAUGAAAAGUAACUUUGAAACAGACCUUGAAAGAAGCGAAGCCGAGCUAGAGAAGGCGAAUUCGUUGAUCAAGGAGCUCAAAACUGAAUUGCGACAAAAGGAGGAAAUGUUCGAGAGAGAAGUGGAGAGUUUGGAGAAACGCGCCAGAAAGCAAAUGGCGAUUGUCAAGAAUUUAAAAGCUGAAGUUAAAAAUGCAGAGGAGCAGGUGAAGAUUGAUAGGAGAGGUUUUGAAGAUGUGCUCGGCAAAAAUGAAUAUGACAAGUAUGAGCAAAUCAAAGCAUUGCAGAAAAGUUUAAAUGCCUGUGAAGCAAAGUAUUUAAUAGAGUUACAAGAAAUGAGUGAUGAGCUCUCAAGAAGAGAACAGAUUCACGUAGAGACAAAAAACAAACUGAAUGCUGCAGAAGAAGAACUAAAGAUUUUUAAAGAGGAACUGAAAGCAAAAGAAAGAGAGUAUUCAACAAACAUAACCAAUUGUCAAGAAAAAAUUCAAGCAAGUCAAUCAGAUUUUGACAAAACUUUUACAGAACUAAGCUGUAAGAUAGAAGAGCAGACAAUUUCAUAUCAAAGAGAAGUCCAGAAUCUAACAGGAAAGCUUGAGAGGAAAGAAGAAGAACUUAAGGCUCAGAACUCAGUUGUUGACCAACUUAGAGCUUACAUCGGAGAGAACCUGCCAAACACACAGAUGGAGAAACUUCAAAAAGAGAACGAAGACGCAAAGCAAAACAUCACCAGCUUAUUACAGGAAAAUGAGCAUUUAAGAUCUACGGUAGAACUUCUCAAUGUGAGACUAUCAUCCAUGAAUGAAAUUCUUUCCAUUCAAGAGACAGAAUUAGUUAAGUUUCAAACUAAAUUCACCAAGGGUGACAGCAGUCAAGGAGACAGUUUGCUUACAAAGUGGAGAGGGAAGGUGUUUGCCUUGUUAGUUCAAUUAAAAUCACAAGAGAUCACCUGUGAGAAGGAAGAAAGAAAUGAGAGGGCUCAGGUGAAACAUUUGAGUAAAGAGCUGGAGGAAUCAAAGAGAGAAGCAGCCAUGUUGACACAUCUCUUAGCUGACAAAAAAGCGGAACAGCAAAUUGAAGUUAACAGGAGCCUAUCUUUGGAAAGGCAGCUGGAAAAGUGUCAGCAAAAUGAGAAAAGGCUGAAGUCCCUUGUUGCAAAUUAUCAAUUGACUGUGUGUAAUCUUCAAGAGGUUGCUCAGACAACAGAAUCUUUCAUGGAAAACGUUGGUUCAGAGAUGGAUGAAGCGUUUAGGAAACUUGCUGUAUUUACUCAACGUGUUAGUUUUGCAUCUGGACGAGUGAAAUUUCUUCAAGGAUUAAUAACUCAUCGCAAGAUACAGUUGAGAAAUGAACUGUCUGAAGCAGCUACCAAAGGUGCUGAAAAUAUGCAAACAACGUCUGAUGGGAACAUUGCUGGUGAGCCAGAGGCUGGUUUGUCACAUGAACAGCUAGCAUCAGAAGUCAAACAGCUAACAAGAGAGAGGGACCAUUUGUUAGAACAGGCCAGGAAGGAUUCCGAGACUUUAGAAAGGAAAGAGAUAGUAAUCAAAGCUCAGUAUGAAGAGCAGUUAAAAGAGUCUACAAACAAAAUAUCACAGCUGGAGUCGCUCUUGAAGGAUGAACGAGAAAGAAGUGCUAUCCUUAGUGACAAGUUAGAGACUGCCGAAGUUGAAUUAUCUGAGAGAUUGGAGACUAUUGAAGCACUUAAAACUGAAAUGGCUAAACAUAAGGAUGUGGCUGAAAAAACUUUAGAUAAAGUCUUGCAAGCAGAGCAAGCAAGAUACACUGAAGAAUUUGCAAAACUUGAGAGGCAAUUUAACGACAUUCGCCGUGAACACACCAAAGCAGUUGUGGCCCUCAGACAAGCAGAAAGACAAGUUGAGCGGGAAAAGGAGAAAUCAGCAGAGCAACUGUCUCUUCAACAGAAAGAGUACGAAAUAAAAUUAGGGAAAAGUCAGUCACAACUGCAACACUUGGAGAAGGAAAGGAACACGCUUAUGGCUACAGUUCGGCAAGAGGGUUUCAAAGUUCCAAGACUAAGGCCAAAGGAACUUUCAGACAAUGGCAAAGAAGAAGAGAAAGAAAACAGAGACCAAAUUCCUCUAGAAGAUAAACGGCCGAUAAAAACCAGUAGAAGCAAGGGAAAACGACACAAAGCAGAAAAAUCUAGCAUCCAGCAUGAUCCUAAAACUAUCUCUUCCUCUGUUCAAAAUGGAAGACAGGAGAUCCAGGCAGCAGAUCAUGGAGCUAAUGAGGACAUGAACCUGAUGCAAAUGACGUCUGUGUUGAAAGAUCUACAGUCACUAUCAACUGCUCUACUAACUAUGGACAAGGAGAGUGAGGAGUCUCAACAUUCAAUAUAACGUAGAGUCACUGGUUAUCUCUCUGUUUGUGGGUGUGUGACCACCCUUGGAACCAGAAU
This is a messenger RNA of Orbicella faveolata, 2956 nucleotides long. Its product is annotated as coiled-coil alpha-helical rod protein 1-like. Gene Ontology annotation, biological process: protein export from nucleus; cell differentiation. The record is from RefSeq and is a predicted model, not a curated record. Lineage: Eukaryota; Metazoa; Cnidaria; Anthozoa; Scleractinia; Merulinidae. Gene Ontology annotation, cellular component: centriole.